Molecule: messenger RNA, 618 nt
Organism: Caenorhabditis briggsae
Lineage: Eukaryota; Metazoa; Nematoda; Chromadorea; Rhabditida; Rhabditidae
Gene: Cbr-rab-6.2
Product: Protein CBR-RAB-6.2
Exons: 6
Coding region: 1-618 (205 amino acids)
Molecular function (GO): GTPase activity; GTP binding
Source: RefSeq, a predicted model, not a curated record
AUGUCGGACUUUGGUAAUCCCUUGAAAAAGUUCAAGCUUGUCUUCCUCGGCGAGCAGAGUGUUGGCAAAACCUCCCUCAUCACCCGCUUCAUGUACGACUCCUUUGACAACACUUACCAAGCAACUAUUGGAAUCGACUUUUUAAGUAAAACGAUGUAUUUGGAGGAUAGAACUGUCCGUCUCCAACUUUGGGAUACCGCUGGACAGGAGCGUUUCCGAUCCUUGAUUCCAUCCUACAUUCGUGAUUCGACUGUUGCUGUUGUGGUUUAUGAUAUUACCAAUUCAAAUUCAUUUCACCAAACAUCCAAAUGGAUCGACGAUGUCAGAACCGAGCGUGGAAGCGAUGUGAUCAUCAUGCUAGUUGGAAACAAGACGGAUCUUUCCGAUAAGAGACAAGUCACCACUGACGAGGGAGAGCGAAAGGCCAAGGAACUCAAUGUCAUGUUCAUCGAGACGUCUGCCAAGGCUGGAUACAAUGUGAAGCAGCUUUUCCGUCGUAUCGCUGGAGCACUGCCAGGAAUCAUCAAGGAUGAUCCAGUGGAGCAGCCAAAUGUGGUUACAAUGGAUCCAAUCCGCCAGCGUCAAAUUGUCACCGAUGAAGGAUCUUGCUGGUGCUAA